Carassius auratus (goldfish) is the source of this 1729-nucleotide messenger RNA. Its product is annotated as 2-epi-5-epi-valiolone synthase. Gene Ontology annotation, biological process: antibiotic biosynthetic process. Lineage: Eukaryota; Metazoa; Chordata; Actinopteri; Cypriniformes; Cyprinidae. Gene Ontology annotation, molecular function: 3-dehydroquinate synthase activity. Bases 64 to 1419 code for a protein of 451 amino acids. The transcript is spliced from 5 exons. The record is from RefSeq and is a predicted model, not a curated record.
AGUGGCUUCAGUUAUUGUUAUACGCUUGACACGAGCUGGCAACUUUUGCAUUUCAACUUCAAUAUGUCUGAUGCUUCAGAAAUCAAUGACGGUGCCAGUGAUCAUGUGACUGAAUUCAGAUUGGUGCAUGCAGACUGUACGUGGAGCAGACAGACUGCAGACUGUCAGCGUGUCCAGGGACGACUGUCAGAUGCCAGGAUUUAUGAGUCUUCAUCAGAAGAUGGAGUCACGUGGACAGUGGUCAGUCCCGUCGUCUUCUCCUAUCGAGUCGUUCAGUGUGAGAGGCUUCUGGAUGCAAGCAAUGACACCUUACUGUUUGGCCAUAUCUCCAGCUCCACAGAGCUCCUGGCCCUUAAGACCAACAGUAAAGUAAUGAAGCGAUUCAUUGUGAUUGACGAGACUGUUAAUGAUCUGUACGGCUCCCAGGUUGCAGCUUAUUUCGAAGCGAGAGGCGUGAUGUACAAGAUCUUUCCCUUACCCACAACUGAGGAGAACAAAUCCAUGGCCCUGGUGACCAGAAUCUUGGAGGAGGUGCAUAAGUUUGGGAUUGACCGCCGUACAGAGCCCAUUAUCGCUAUCGGUGGCGGUGUGUGUCUGGAUAUCACAGGUCUCGCUGCAUCCCUGUAUCGCAGACGUACUCCGUACAUCCGUGUCCCUACUACUCUGCUGGCUUACAUUGAUGCCAGUGUGGGGGCAAAGAAUGGGGUCAAUUUUGCCAACUGUAAAAAUAAGCUAGGGUCAUACAUCCCACCCGUGGCAGCCUUCCUGGACAGGAGCUUCCUCUGCACUCUGCCACGCCGCCAUAUUUCUAAUGGAAUGGCCGAGAUGCUGAAGAUGGCGCUGAUGAAACACAGAGGACUCUUUGAACUUUUGGAGAAGGAUGGAAGACAUUUGUUGGACUCCAGUUUCCAACCAUCAGGGGGAAUGGCAGAAAAUAUGCAUGGGGACGCAGCGAGUGUGUCCACGAGAUUGGCCAUUGAAACCAUGCUGGAGGAACUUGCCCCAAACCUGUGGGAGGACCAGCUGGACCGGCUGGUGGACUUUGGCCACAUCAUCAGUCCAGAGCUUGAAAUGAAAAUACUUCCCGCGCUUCUGCAUGGAGAGGCGGUGAACAUUGACAUGGCUUUCAUGGUCUAUGUGGCUCACGAAAGGGGCUUUCUGACAGAAGAGGAAAAAAGACGUAUCAUUGUGUGUAUGCGGAGCCUAGAUCUUCCUGUGUGGCAUUCAGACUGCACUCUGGAUCUAGUGCUGAAGUCCCUUACUGAACGACUCAAGCACUCCGGAGGGUUUCUGAGAAUGCCUCUACCCACAGCGCUCGGAAAAGCAAGAAUCUUCAAUGACACAGAAGACAGCAUUGUGUGCAAAGCAUUCAAGAAAUGGUGUGAUGAACAGUGUGAAACCACCAUGAAACCAGAAUAACACCACAGGAAGUGUUGAGUCUGAUUAUAUUCCUGAACCAAGAAAAACAUCUGUGCUGCAAAAUGAAACACAUCAAAUCAUGAAUGAAAAAUUCCAGAAAUUGUGAAAACCACUCAGUUUUAUUUCAACGUCUGUAACUUUUCAUUCCCAAUACAUGACAAUCAUUUAAAACCCAACAAUGAAAUGCUACUUUCCUCAUAAAGCUCACGUAAAGAGUGAAAGGUGACUUUCCCAGUAUGUUUAAAGUGGGCUGGCUUUCAGAACUGAAUUCAUAGGAAAAUAAUGCUUUAUAAAGAAAAUUAAAAAAAAA